AGCGUGAGAUUAGCUCGCUCGAUAAUGGUUUCUGAUAGAAACGCUCCGUGCUCGAGUUUCUAAUGGUGUCAUUUGGACGUUGGAGUUAUUUGGCUUAUGGUCGCAGUGUCCAGUUUGUGAGAAAUGCAGGACGACUAUAACUUACCGGAAAUAGGAUUUGUGCAACAAAUUCUGAGUUUGAAUUUGGUCCCAAGGAAGAAUGCUACCUGUGGGAGGAACGACACGUCCCUGUGCGACUUCUCAGAGAUGUGGUAUGGGGUGUUCCUGUGGGCUGGAGUGUCCUCACUGGUGUUCCACCUUCCCGCAGCUCUACUGGCCCUCGCCACUCUCCGGGGACAUAAGAUGGCACGCUUCUUUCCCCUUGCCAUCAUGCUCAUGGCCAUCAUAGGUCCUCUUUUGGGAGGCGUGCUCACUAGUGCAGCCAUAGCGGGGGUCUAUAUGGCAGCGGGGAAGAGGAUGAUCUCGUUGGAGGCUUUUGUGUUUGGAGUAGGACAGUCUUUCUGCGUUCUUGUCAUCUCUUUCCUCAGAGUGUUGGCCACACUGUAGCACUGAGCCACCGAGGACAGUGACCGCAGUGGACUCGCUUCACUUCCCCUGGAUGUUAUAUGCAAAAACACUGAAGCCUUAUUUUCCACGUGUGUCCCCACAACUCUUAUUUCCAUGCGCACUUAUAGUGCAGUUUUUCACCUAAAAGGUUUCAGGUGGACAUUCUUUCUCUGUGAUCAGUCUACAGAUGACGAGCUGUUUUUAAAAUCAGAGCUGUACUUCGUACACAUUUCUUGCACUUGAGCUUAUGUAUAAAGUAUGCAGCCGAACAUUACAGGAGAAAGCUGCAAAUGGCUGCAAACCGAUCCUCAGAGCAACAUUGUUAGAAUCUUCUAAAUAAGAUUAAACAUUCCCUGUGGUUUAGA
This is a messenger RNA of Ictalurus punctatus (channel catfish), 911 nucleotides long. It is a transcript of the gene tmem170a, whose product is annotated as transmembrane protein 170A. Gene Ontology annotation, biological process: endoplasmic reticulum tubular network organization. The record is from RefSeq and is marked provisional. NCBI's taxonomy places the organism in Eukaryota, Metazoa, Chordata, Actinopteri, Siluriformes, Ictaluridae. Gene Ontology annotation, cellular component: endoplasmic reticulum membrane.